Cladophialophora yegresii CBS 114405 is the source of this 2313-nucleotide messenger RNA. RefSeq lists its product as uncharacterized. Bases 1 to 2313 code for a protein of 770 amino acids. NCBI's taxonomy places the organism in Eukaryota, Fungi, Ascomycota, Eurotiomycetes, Chaetothyriales, Herpotrichiellaceae. The transcript is spliced from 5 exons. The record is from RefSeq and is a predicted model, not a curated record.
AUGCCUUCAAAGAUGAGUGAGCGACUGUUCAAGUACCCUCCAAUGGAGCGCCAGGAUCUCAAUCAGUCUCAGCUCGGGAGCUUCAAGUUCACCCCGGUUGACCCUGUGGACCUCAAAUCCCUUACACAGUCGGCGAGCCAAUUCCUUGAGCAUCAGCUUUCCCAGAGGCAGAGACUAUCUGUAACGUCAGCUUCUUCAACGGGGGCUUUUCAAGACAGUGCCAGCACUUGGUCCUCUGAUAGAGGGCCCCCUCAGCCAAACCAAUAUGGUAUCGAUGCUGAAUUUUUCAACAGACACAUCAAGCCUGAUCUCGGAGAUUCUCGUCUGCGAUUGGGUCCUGCAGCUCUUCGAUCCGCCGUUGACGGAGCCAGCCCAGCAAAGAAACCGUCGUGGAACCACGUCCAGCAACAGCCUGACUUCUCCGUGAACUACCAUCAUCCGAGCGGCUCUAUCAGUAUUUCACAGGUGGCUUCUCCCCAAAACCCUGCAGCCAGCAUGGAUCCGACAGCUGCCACUUUCAUGCCUACAGCGGAUGCCCUCAGCCCAGGCAUUUCAGACCCUGCUUCGAUCAGCGAGACCUUGUGUAAUGCUCUUGCGAACGAGCAGCGUACUCAUAAUGCUACAAAGGCUGCCCUGGCACAGCAUAUCACCCGGUGCGUUGAGCUGGAGGACCAAUUGAGAAGAAGCAAGCAACAAAUUGCAAGCAUGAGUGUCACGAUCAAGAGUCUCGGUGCCAUAAUCAAACACAACACCAGCAAGCAGAACUCGGAGCAGGAUGAGUCGCAUAACAAAGUGGGUUAUUCUGAGGAAGCUGAAGAAACUGCUUUACGGGAUUUCUAUCGUGAAUAUAACAGGCUCAGGCAAGGGGCAAAGAAAGGUAGCAAAGAGCCAGGCAAGGGAAAGGAGUUUGUCAGCGACGGUUCAGGUCAGGACAAUGAUUUGACGAAGCAGGAAGCAGUCGGAGUUGUCGAUGAUUCCCAACUCUACAAUCUGGACCUGCUUGUGAAACCAGACGCUGGCGACUCUGUCGAAUCAGUCUUGCGCCGAACCCUGCGCAAAAACUUUUCCCUCGACAGCAGUGCAGAUGACGGCAAAGCACCAGGGACUCCUCAAAAUACACGUGACAGUCUCAACAGGCUGAUCGACAUUUCCCCUGAAUCAGGCGCUGAGGGCAAGGACACCAUGCGGGCAAAAGAACACGUCCCUGUGACUAACGGCCACGGAAGCCUCACUCGGACCCAGAUCCAACCGUCCACUACAAUAGAUACUAAUCUAAACUCAAGUAGAGAAGCUGUCGCUAAGUAUCGCCACCGGGCCGUUUCCGUGUCCUUGAAAGAGAAGUUUAAUGGUGCCGAUCUCGCGAUGGAUCACAUCGGGAACCUCGAGGCACUGGGCUUCUCUGAGCACGCAGUGAAGCCUCCACAAGAUGAGAGGAACGGCAGACACAAUCCGAUCUCCUCAGCAAAUGAUGAAGAUACAGAAUUGAAUACUGCAGUUGUUUCUCCCACCAACCAACCUAGAAAAGAACGCAUGACGCUCAAGAUCGGCAGCAAUCUUUAUGGAGAAACGAAAUGGCUCAUCAACAAAGAAUAUCCCAUCUUCGAGACUGAGCAGGAGAAGUUCGAGGCCGCCUGCGGAAACGGGGUCGCUUUCCAUCGCAAUAGCCCCUUUCUGAAGCAUCCUGUUCGCUACAUGCCUGAGGAUGCAGCUAGCACCAUCGAUGCCUAUCGCACUGUCAUGAUCGACGAGAUUCCAGCCGGAAGCACCAUGAUCGACGUGCUCAGUAUUGUCAAGGGUGGCUCGGUGGAGUCUAUACAGUUGUUCCCAUCCAUCGGCAAGGCGACCUCUUUCAUGACAGCUCGAGUCAUAUUCGUAUUCGAACGGUCUGCGCACAACAUGAUCAAGCACCAAGAGGCCAAGUCCAACGAGGAUGCCGGGGCAAGGCGGUUCAAGAUCAACGGUGUUGCCGUUCGCUGCUGGAUGCCCAACGACCCAACUUAUCCACGGAACUACGAAGUCGACCAAGAGAUCUUUGGCGACAAUCAAGCUACGCGAAUCAUUCUCGUUGAUGAAGUCGACGAGUUCGUCUACAACGCGCUACCGUACAAGAUCAGGUCUCCCUACGACCAACACGUUAUUGAGUACAGCUACACUGCGGAAGGCUCUGCUUCGAUCGAGUUCAGUGACAUCAAGAGUGCGAUCAAAGUGAAGGCCAUGCUGGAGAAAGAUCGAGGCAUGUGGCCUGCUCAAAUGCGAUACGCCGACGACUACACCUGUGUCCCGUAUGUCCAUGGUGAGCCGAUGGGUGCUUGA